Suillus plorans is the source of this 1317-nucleotide messenger RNA. Its product is annotated as glycoside hydrolase family 18 protein. Gene Ontology annotation, biological process: chitin catabolic process; carbohydrate metabolic process. Bases 1 to 1317 code for a protein of 438 amino acids. The transcript has 7 exons. NCBI's taxonomy places the organism in Eukaryota, Fungi, Basidiomycota, Agaricomycetes, Boletales, Suillaceae. Gene Ontology annotation, cellular component: extracellular region. Gene Ontology annotation, molecular function: chitinase activity; chitin binding. The record is from RefSeq and is a predicted model, not a curated record.
AUGAAAUUUUCUCUGGCGAUAGCUUCUCUGCUAGUGCUGCCCUUUGCAGCUGCCGCCCCAACUUGCUCCCUUAGAUCAUCAUCUGCUGCUAGUGCCACUACACCUACCUCUACUUCUGCCUCUGGGCCAGUGUCUACUUCCACGCCUGUGAACCCUGGUAAUGGAUCUAUCGCAAUGGCCUGGUUUGCCAACUGGCACACCGACUACACGGUUGCCGACAUCAAAUGGGAGGGCUUCAACAGAAUGGCUUACUUCGGAGCUAUCACUUCCGCUAGUGGAACUGCUAUAAUGACUGUCAGUGACAGCGCCCCUAGCGGCCCUGUCACCUUCGUUGCUGCCGCCAAGCAAAAUAACGUUGUCCCCGUAUUGACUAUUGGUGGUUGGGAUGGUUCCAUAUAUUUCUCAUCUUCUAUCUCCACCUCAAGCAACCGUACGACUUUCGUCCAGUCGAUCGUCAGUAUGGUGAAUAUGUAUGGCUUCCAAGGUGUCGAGUUCGACUGGGAGUACCCUGGUAGUGCCAACGGUCUUUCUUGCAACACACAGUCGCCUCAGGAUACUGCCAAUCUUCUGUCUACGCUCCAGGAGCUGAAGACGGCGUUACCGAAUGUGUCUUUCUCCGCCGCCACCCCCGUCAAGCCAUGGAACGAUGCUACGGGGAACCCAUCGACUGACCUCACCAGUUUUGCCAAGGUUUUGGAUUACGUCGAAAUCAUGAACUACGACGUGUACGGCGACGGUUUCAGCAAGGUUGUGGGCCCCAACUCUCCUUUAGACGACUCUUGUGCUCCGGCUGCUGACCAAACUGGCUCUGCAACUUCUGCCGUCAAGCUCUGGACUGCUGCUGGGUUCUCUGCUUCCCAAAUCGUUCUUGGUGUGCCUAGCUACGGACAUGGCUACUCCAUCAGCCAAUCUGCAGCUGUCCAGGCUAACGUGUUGGCCUCAUACCCCACCUUUAACACCAACAACCCCAUCCUCGGUGACAGCUGGGAUGCUGCCGGUCCAGAUGCUUGCGGUGUAAACCAGCCUGCUUCUGGGGACUUCAACUUCUGGGGACUCAUUGAUGCCGGUUUCCUGAACCAGGACGGUAGCGUCGCUUCUGGUAUGACCGGCCGUUUCGACAACUGCAGCCAGACGCCAUACGUCUACAACCCCAACACACAGAUUAUGGUAGCUUACGAUGAUGCCCAAUCCUUCACCGCAAAGGGCAAAUUCAUUAAACAGGCUGGCCUGGCUGGUUUCGCCCUGUGGGAGGUGGGCGGUGACUACAACAACAUUCUUUUGAACGCCAUCAAUGGCGCUAUCUCUGGCUCAUCAUGA